Thrips palmi is the source of this 1519-nucleotide messenger RNA. Its product is annotated as lipase 3-like. The transcript has 9 exons. The record is from RefSeq and is a predicted model, not a curated record. Gene Ontology annotation, molecular function: hydrolase activity, acting on ester bonds. The coding region runs from base 128 to 1357 and encodes 409 amino acids. NCBI's taxonomy places the organism in Eukaryota, Metazoa, Arthropoda, Insecta, Thysanoptera, Thripidae. Gene Ontology annotation, biological process: lipid metabolic process.
ACGGUAAUUAAGGGCCGCGGGUCGGCCAGGUGCAGUGCGCACAGCCGCACUUCGGAGGCGGUAUUCGUCAGUGUUCUCAUUGGCCCGGCGCAGUUCGGGUCUCUUUUGAAGGAGCCCACGUACCAGUAUGACCUACUGCAGCCCCAUGUGGGGCCUGGCGCUGCUCUUGAUGGUGGCAGUGCCUUGCUACACGCAUCGGACUCCGGCAUCCAUAAUCCAGUACAACGGCUACCCGGCCGAGGUGCACAACGUGACCACCAAGGACGGCUACAUCCUGCAGCUGGACCGCAUCCCGCGGCCCGGCGCGCGCGUCGUCUUCCUGGCCAACCAGAUGGCGGGCUCGGCCGCGUCCUACCUGGUGCUGGGCAAGGGGAAGGCCCUCGCGUUCUUGCUGUACGAUGCUGGUUUCGACGUUUGGCUGGGCAAUUUCCGCGGCACGCCGUUUUCUCUGAACCACGUCCACUUGAAGAGCUCGGAUGACGCCUUCUGGAAGUUUGGGUGGCACGAGAACGGAGCCCUGGACAACCCGGCCAUGCUGGAGUACGUGCUGGCGCGCUCCGGGCAGCGCGACCUCGUCUUCGGCGCGCACUCCAUGGGGGGCACGUCCUUCUUCGUGAUGGCCUCCGAGCGGCCCGACCUGGCGGCCAGGGUGCGCGCCGCCUUCCUCUUCGCCCCCGCCGUCUUCAUGACGCGCACCAAGGACGAGCACCUGCUCGCCGUCGAGCCCAUCGUCAACAUCACCCAGGCCGCAUCGGAACGGCUGCACGAGCACAGACGGCCCACCCAGCUGUUGGAAAAGGUCGCAGACGAGUUGUGCACCGGCGCGACGUCGGCCGCCACCGCGACAUCGCGGCGCCAGUUCUGCGAUAUCGCGGGCCGCGCCGCCGGGCCGCACCGCUUCGGCUACACGUCGCCGCUGUACUUCGCGGACGGCGCCACCGUGCGGCAGGUCCUGCACACCGCACAACUAGCGGGCAGCCAGAGGCCCGCCUUCCGGCAGUACGACUACGGCAGUGAGGCGGCGAACGUGGCGCAGUACGGUUCCCCCGUCCCGCCGGACUACCGCCUGGACACCAUCACGACCCCGGUGUACCUGUACAACGGCAAGGGGGACCUGACGUGCACGCCGGCGGAUCAGGUGCUGCUGAAGAGCAGGCUGCGGAACGUCCGGCGAUUCUUCCUGUCCCCGAACGACGCAUUCGGCCACUACAACUUUGUGCGCGACCGAGACAUCGUCAAAGACAUGUGGCAGUUUGUCCUUGCGGACAUGAAACCUUUCGCCAAGCAAUCACUGUUAAAAAAAUCCAUCUCAAUUUUAAGAAACUUUAUGAAGCAGUUUACAAAGACUUUUUGGUAGUAAAAGUAAUAAACUUUUUCUUCUUAAAAGUAAGAACCAAAUUUCAAAAGUAAUAAUCUGUUUCUCAAAUGUUGUUUUUGCAUUUAACAAAUUCUUGCAUUUGGUAAACAAUCUCAAAUUUCAUUAACCUGUUUUUCAAUUUUAAUAAAGUUUUAAAGACAG